AUGAAACGAAAACUCACAGAAAAGCUUCAAUCAUCAUCCAGUAAAAAUCAUUCAUCAUCAUCGGAAUCCACCAACAACCUCACACAGAGCAAAAAUAACGGAAAACAAAAGAAGACUAACGCAUCAAAACGUACCCCUUCUUCGGAGCCUCCACGAAAGAAAACUCUCCUCUCCAAGCCUCAAGAUCAUCAUUCGACCAAUGGAAAUGAAAAAGCUGACAACAACAAAAUUCAGGAAACAAAUGUGGAACAAGAUGAAGAUUUUCUUUCACAACUCAACGACUCGGAUAAACGUAAAAUGAACAAGAAGGAAGACUUGUUGAAUAACUUUUACAAUUUUGAAUUGGAGGUUCCAAAGGAAUUUGAAAAGAUGGACAUCGUCAAGAAUUUAUACGUGGAACAUCCAAGUGUGAAAGCAAUGAAAAACGAGACAGAGAUUAGAGCAAAAGAAGACAUUAAAGUUUUCUGCUCUCGCAAAGGAACUAUUAUCCCAAAACCAGUCUUGCUAUUUUCCCAACUCAAUUUUCCAUCUUUUGUUCAAAAACAGAUCCAAGAAAUGCAAUUCAAAGAACCAACUGCAAUUCAGAAACAAACAUGGCCAGUGGUGUUGCAAGGUUAUGAUAUGAUUGGUUUAGCAGAGACUGGUAGUGGUAAAACGUUGGCGUUUGUGUUGCCUGGUUUAAUGCAUGUGUUAGCUCAAAAAGAGCUCAAGAAGGGUGAGGGACCAAUCAUGGUCAUUUUGACACCAACGAGAGAGUUAGCCAUUCAAAUUCACAGAGAAUGUGAAAAAUUUUGUAAUGCUAGUCAAUCGGAAAGCAAGCCCAUCAAGAUUGCAUGCUUAUACGGAGGUGAAGUGCGAAAAAACCAAAUCAAGGAAUGUCGAGGAAAACCAGAAAUUAUUAUUGCAACUCCAGGAAGACUUCUUGAUUUUUUACAAGCUGGUAUCACAAACAUGAAACGGUGCUCGUAUUUAGUUUUGGACGAAGCAGACCGAAUGUUGGACAUGGGCUUCAAUCCUCAAAUUUCGCAAAUUGCGUCUCAAAUUACUCCCGAGAGACAAACUUUAUUUUUCAGUGCUACUUGGAAUCGUGCUGUGCAAUCGAUGGCAAUGUCAUACGUAAGCAAAAGUGAGCCACACUUUAUUGUAAAUAUUGGAUCGAUAGAAACCAGUGCCAAUCACAAUGUUAAGCAAUCAUUCAUGUUUAUUCAAGAUAGUGACAAGAUGGCCAGAUUAAUUGACAUGUUGGACAAGCUGAUUAAGGAUCCUGAUGAUUGUCGUACAUUAAUUUUCUGCAAAACCAAGAAACGUACGGACUUUGUGACACAAAAAUUAAGGGAAUCUGGAUGGCCCUCUCUGAGCAUUCAUGGAGAGCGAAAGCAAGAGGAACGAGAGUGGGUUUUGGAAGAAUUUAGAAGUGGAGACACUCCAAUUUUGGUUGCUACCGAUGUUGCUGCAAGAGGUUUGGACAUUGAGAAUGUGAGAUAUGUUGUGAAUUAUGACAUGCCUCAUGACAUUGAUUCCUAUAUUCACAGGAUUGGAAGAACAGGAAGAGCUGGCAAGGAAGGUAAUUCUGUUUCAUUCUUCACUCCUGACGACGUUCAGUUGUGUGCACCACUCAUCAAAGUUCUCGAGGAGGCCGAACAAGAAGUACCUGAAAAGUUAUUGAAAUUGCAAGAUCUCACGCAAAAGACUCAUGGAGAGCUGAGCUUGUCACAACAAAAGGCAAAGGAUAAGCUUGAAAUUUUACAAAAUAAAAAAAAGUAG
Naegleria lovaniensis is the source of this 1764-nucleotide messenger RNA. RefSeq lists its product as uncharacterized. The transcript has a single exon. The record is from RefSeq and is a predicted model, not a curated record. NCBI's taxonomy places the organism in Eukaryota, Heterolobosea, Eutetramitea, Acrasida, Naegleriidae. Gene Ontology annotation, molecular function: ATP binding; RNA binding; RNA helicase activity. The coding region runs from base 1 to 1764 and encodes 587 amino acids.